Phyllostomus hastatus (greater spear-nosed bat) is the source of this 3792-nucleotide messenger RNA. RefSeq names its product peptidylprolyl isomerase like 2 (gene PPIL2). Lineage: Eukaryota; Metazoa; Chordata; Mammalia; Chiroptera; Phyllostomidae. Gene Ontology annotation, molecular function: peptidyl-prolyl cis-trans isomerase activity; ubiquitin-ubiquitin ligase activity. Gene Ontology annotation, cellular component: catalytic step 2 spliceosome. The coding region runs from base 100 to 1668 and encodes 522 amino acids. The transcript has 20 exons. The record is from RefSeq and is a predicted model, not a curated record. Gene Ontology annotation, biological process: protein folding; protein peptidyl-prolyl isomerization; protein polyubiquitination.
CCGGAAGUAGUUACACGGUGGGGCCAAGACGCGGUGGUCCGGGUUGUGUGUUGAAGAUUUUCCGUGUUUACCAGUCCUGCCACUGCCACCUCUGCAGUCAUGGGGAAGCGACAGCACCAGAAGGACAAGAUGUACAUUACGUGUGCUGAGUACACACACUUCUAUGGUGGCAAGAAACCAGAUAUUCCACAAACAAAUUUUCGUCGUUUACCCUUUGACCAUUGCAGUCUCUCUCUGCAGCCCUUCAGCUACCCGGUCUGCACCCCUGAAGGCGUUGUCUUCGACUUGCUGAACAUCCUCCCCUGGCUUAAGAAGUACGGGACCAACCCCAGCAAUGGCGAGAAACUGGACGGGCGGUCCCUGAUCAAGCUGAACUUCGCCAAGAACAGCGAAGGCAAGUACCACUGCCCGGUGCUGUUCACCGUGUUCACCAACAACAGCCACAUCGUGGCCGUCAGGACCACCGGCAACGUCUAUGCCUAUGAGGCCGUGGAGCAGCUAAACAUCAAGGCUAAGAACUUCCGAGACCUGCUGACUGAUGAGCCCUUCUCCCGGCAGGACAUCAUCACCCUCCAGGACCCCACCAAUUUGGACAAAUUCAAUGUCUCCAACUUCUUUCACGUUAAGAACAACAUGAAGAUAACAGACCCAGAUGAAGAAAAGGCCAAGCAGGACCCGUCGUACUAUCUGAAAAACACAAACACCGAGACCCGGGAGACACUGCAGGAGCUCUACAAGGAGUUCAAAGGGGACGAGGUCCUGGCGGCCACCAUGAAAGCCCCAGAGAAGAAGAAGGUGGACAAACUGAAUGCCGCCCACUACUCCACUGGGAAGGUUAGCGCCUCCUUCACCUCCACCGCCAUGGUGCCCGAGACCACACACGAAGCAGCCGCCAUCGACGAGGACGUGCUGCGCUACCAGUUUGUGAAGAAGAAGGGCUACGUGCGGCUGCACACCAGCAAGGGCGACCUCAACCUGGAGCUGCACUGCGACAUGACACCAAAAACCUGCGAAAACUUCAUCAGGCUCUGCAAGAAGCAGUAUUAUGAUGGCACCAUCUUCCACAGGUCCAUUAGGAACUUCGUGAUCCAGGGGGGUGACCCCACUGGCACAGGCACAGGUGGGGAGUCGUUCUGGGGAAAACCCUUCCGAGAUGAGUUCCGGCCCAACCUCUCGCACACGGGCCGAGGCAUCCUCAGCAUGGCCAACUCAGGGCCCAACACCAACAAGUCUCAGUUUUUCAUCACCUUCCGCUCCUGUGCGUACCUGGACAAGAAGCACACCAUCUUUGGGCGGGUUGUGGGGGGCUUUGACACACUGACGGCCAUGGAGAAUGUGGAGAGCGACCCCAAAACCGACCGUCCCAAGGAGGAGAUCCGCAUCGACUCCACCACCGUGUUCGUGGACCCCUUCGAGGAGGCUGACGUCCAGAUUGCUGAGGAGCGGAAGAAGACCCAGCUGGAGGAGGCAGCCCCAGAGAGCACAGCGAAGAAAAGCCAGCCCAAGUCAGGGAGCCAGGGUCCCCCAAUGUACCGCCAGGGGGUGGGCAAAUACAUCAGUCCAGCAGCCACGAAACGUGUAGCAGACGAGGAACCGUCAACCAGUGCAGCUGUCCCCGUGGCCAAGAAAAAGCCCAGCCGAGGUUUCACGGACUUCAGCUCGUGGUAGUGGCGGGCCUGCUGCUCUGGGUCCUGGUAGGGACGCAGCGCUGGGGCUUGUGUCCCGCAUCCCGGAGGUUUUCUGCCCUUUGGGCUGCGGCUCAGCAAAGCUCUUGCCUGGGUCUCCUUUUCUGGCCCUGGGAGCCUAUGGGUCUCCUCACCUCCCACCCAGGGCUGGGCCCUGGCCCUGUUUGCAGGCCUGUUGUCUCCUGACCCCAUUUCUGUCACCUUGUUGGGGAUGUUGGCUCCAUGUGGUUCCCAACCAGCGGCAUCACCUGGAAGCUUGUUAGGAACAUUCUCACACCCCGGGCCUUGUGACCUGGAGGCAACGCUAGCGGUUUGAGGACCCUGGACUAGUACUUUGAUGUUAUUUCCAAAAACCUUUUCUGCCACCUCUUGCUUGGGUUUGUUGUGUCCACCCCAGCAAGGACCAUGGGCGGUCGCAGCCUGGCUCUGGGUUCCACCUCAGGGCCACCCGCCCACCUCUGUGCCUCAGGACGGUGAUGGGACCACGUGGGUGAAGACAGCCGGCUCCUGCUGGCCGUGUAGAAGGCCCCAGCGAGCUGGCAUGCUCCCCUCACCCGUUCUUUUCCACCCUCAGGGUCCAUGCUGUGCUCAGCGCUGACCGUCAGCCCCAGCUGUUUAGGGCUGUCAGGCCGGGUGUACCAGCAUUUGCUGACUGAAAGAUCCCUGAUCCUAUAAAUGUCUUCAAAAAGCUGACUGCUGCCUGCCCGUCCUUGUUUUCUGUUCACUCUGCAGUCUGCCAGCCUGCUUCCCAUUCUCCUGACCUUGACCCUGCUACCUCAGCUCUCCUGAAGUGCCUCUGUGGAAGCGUGGCAACAGCUGCCUCCUCCCAGGCCCACGUCUCCUCUAGCCCUGGGGCUCUGAAAGGGUCACUGCCCACCUCUCAUGCCCCCCCGUCGGCACAGGCCACCACCCAUCCUGCUCGUCACGCUGAAACUCUAACUCGGCUGCACCCUUGGUUGCUCCUCUUUCCCUCCUCAUCCAAAACCUCAGUUCCACCGGUGAGUCUCAGCAGCUUCCUUCCAGAAUGCACCUUGGCUCUUCCCCAGCUCUCAUGCUGAACACCAGGUUCCAGGGCUGUCACCAGCCUCGGUCUUGGCCCCGUGUGCACGUCCACAUGGGGCCAAGCCACCUUCCCAGAGCUCACUGGCCUCGUCUUGCUUCAGGACAGAGACUGGCUGUCCCCUGUGCUGAGAACAAGGUCCGUGCCCUGCUUGGGGCCUGUCCCUCUGCCGUCUCCCUGCACCCCCGACAGGCAGCAGGGGACCUGGGCUCUGCAGAGUGAGUGCCUAGCCCCUCUGCAACUUCGGCCAGACACGACCCCCUCACACCACAGACAGCUGAGCUCUCACUUGUGAGAGGCUGUCUGCACCAGCACUGGCUCCAAGAGCCUGGCUCACGCAGGAAGAGGGGGCAGGCAGGGUCGGGUGAAGACACGGGGGGCGGGGUUGGUGACCUGCGUGGGUACAGCACACCAUCAUCUCCUGGACUCUCCCUGGGGGAGGCGGCUAGCCCUCCCGCAGUUCAGAAGCAAGUGCUGAGUGCGCUGAGCCGAAGCCCUGUGACUACGUGGUGAGGCUUUCCCGGGCCCUGCUCACAGGCCCCAAACGGGCAGUGAGCCUGGCAGCCGGCGCCCCAAAGGCUGUAUCUGCAUGUGACAGCGCAGGGCGGGGACCACCUACGGGAAGGAGAGCAGGCCCCUCUGCUCGCCGGGAGCUGCACAGCACCACGGCCUUGUCCCUCGGCAUCAGAGCAGAGCACCUGAGUCACACGUGCUACCGAAAAGGAGACGCUGGACAUGGGAGCUUUAUUUUUAAACCUCACAGACACAGAGGACCGAGGGCUGGACACAGGGAGGCCGAGGGGGGCUUGUGCGCUCGGGCUCGGCAGUCCCACUCUGAGGGGCGGACCUCCGGGCCAGCCGGGCCGCAGCCCCGUGGGCCACCCCAUGGCGGGAGGACGGGCCGGCCCGGAACCUUUGACAGACGAGGCUUUACGUUUCUGUAGGUGGUUUGGGAGCUUAAGCUGUAGUCGUCCAGAAGUGAAAACCACUUGGAUUUUUUAAGUACCUGGUGAGGUCAUCAGGUAAAUUAAAGGACUUUUGAAAAAU